AUGAGCGAAGAGACCUGCGCGAAUCCCCUGCUGCUGGGAUGGAUCAAGGAAUGGUUGGAUCAGGCGAGAGAGCGGAAUAGCAAAGGAUUUACGGUGUACAAAAAGGCUUAUGAAUCGAUGAAAGCAUGCCCGUUGGUUUUCCAACAUCCGUCUGAAGCUCAGCAGUUGAACGGACUCGGGCCGAAGCUCUGUGACCGAUUGACGGAUAAAUUGAAAGAGUACUGUGCGCAGAAUGGACUUCCCGAGCCUGAGCCGCCUCAUAAAAAAAGCAAAAGACCCUCUGGCGAAGGCCUCCCAGAAGACCAACCCGCAAAGAAAUUACGCAAAAAAAAAGCCUACGUCCCAGCUUUACGCUCAGGCCCAUACGCCUUACUGCUAGGACUGGGGACUCUUAACGAGAAUGCAUCUCAGAGCAUGACGAAAGCGCAGUUGAUCGAAGCAGCGCAGCCAUAUUGUGAUAGCUCGUUCACGGUCCCGCCCGAUCCUACCAAAUUCUACACGGCUUGGAACUCGAUGAAGACGUUGGUUCAGAAGGAUUUGGUUUAUGAGCAUGGACGACCGUUGAGGAAGUAUGCGCUUACGGAAGAGGGGUGGGAGGUUGCGAAGAGGGUUCAGAAGACUUUGCCAGGGACAGGGCAAUCGACGUUGCCUUUUGGAGGAACUGAUGAACAAGCAAGUGCAAACCCCAGACUCCAACGAACCCCAUCAAUAUUUACCGACAACGACAACGACAUCCAAGCCUCGACAUCCCAACGCCCCGGCGCCGUCCCCGAAACUCUAGACGAAGACCAAGAAGACCUAAACCCCUACACCCUAGGGACAGGCGCCGCAGAUGGCUCUAACAUAACCCCCAUCCCCCUCGCUCCCAAAUCCUUUACAAUCCAACUCAUCCUUGACACCCGCGAAGUCCGCUCCUCCAAAGACCGCGACUACAUCUCCAACGAGCUGACCAAGCGAGGCGUUACCCCUGAAGUCCGCGCCCUGGAACUCGGUGAUGCGAUGUGGGUGGCCAGAGUGCACGACCAGAGCAUACUAUCUCGGCACGGUGAAGAAAACGCGAACGACGAGAUCAUGCUGGAUUGGAUCGUGGAACGGAAGCGCCUCGAUGAUCUCGUCGGCUCGAUAAAGGACGGUCGCUUCCACGAGCAGAAAUUCCGACUCCGUCGCUCGGGAAUCAGAAACGUUAUCUACCUAAUCGAAGAAUUCACAGUCACGCAGGAUAGCGCAAUGGCAUCAAAAUACCACGAGAUGGUCGCCUCAGCAAUCGCAACAACACAAGUCGUCAACGGGUACUUCGUCAAGAAAACGCGUAAUCUAGACGAUACAAUCCGCUACCUAACACGCAUGACUUUCCUUUUACAGAAAAUGUACGACGACUCAACAAACACCCUCUCCUUCCUGCCUACUUCUCAGAUCUCCUCGUCGCAGGCAUACCUCUCCGCGCUGGAGCGGUUACGGCCCCAGAGUCCAGCGAUGACAUACGGCGUGACAUUCUCCACAUUCUCAGCGCUGAGUUCGAAAUCCGACGUCCUCGCUCUCCGUGACGUGUUUCUCAAGAUGCUCAUGUGUAUCCGUGGCGUAACGGGUGACAAGGCGCUUGAAAUCCAGAGACGGUGGCGCACGCCUAGGGAGUUAGUUGAGGCGUUUCAGGCACUGGAUCCGAGGGACCGGGAGGAUAUGGUUGCGGAGAGGAUGAAGGGGAUGGUGGGGAGGAAGAAGAUCAUGAAGGCGUUGAGUAAGAAGAUUGCGGAGGUGUGGGGGAGUUAG
Messenger RNA from Aspergillus chevalieri, 1767 nucleotides. RefSeq names its product crossover junction endonuclease MUS81 (gene MUS81). Gene Ontology annotation, biological process: double-strand break repair via break-induced replication; mitotic intra-S DNA damage checkpoint signaling; resolution of meiotic recombination intermediates. The transcript has 4 exons. Bases 1 to 1767 code for a protein of 588 amino acids. Lineage: Eukaryota; Fungi; Ascomycota; Eurotiomycetes; Eurotiales; Aspergillaceae. Gene Ontology annotation, molecular function: crossover junction DNA endonuclease activity; 3'-flap endonuclease activity; DNA binding. The record is from RefSeq and is a predicted model, not a curated record. Gene Ontology annotation, cellular component: nucleus; Holliday junction resolvase complex.